UAUGUUUAUACAGCGUGUCUAUCUUGCAAAAAUGUUAAUGGUUCGAAUUGGUAUAAGUCACUAUGUUGCCAACUCUUUUGCAGUUAUUUGAAAAGGGGAGUCAAUGACCGGGGAAGAGUUGCCAAUGAUGUUGAGACAGAACAGAUUGUCCUUGAUGAAGAAGCUGGUUCUUUCAAGGGAAAAAUGAGUUCAGUUGUGCAAAUGCGUGGCUCUAUUCCACUUUUCUGGUCUCAAGAAGCUUCUAGAUUCAGCCCCAAGCCUGACAUUAUCUUGCAGAGGUAUGAUCCUACAUAUGAGGCAACAAAAUUACAUUUUGAAGACCUUUCUCAGAGAUAUGGCAAUCCAAUUAUUGUGCUUAAUUUGAUUAAGACUGUUGAAAAAAGACCACGAGAGAUGAUGCUGAGGCGUGAAUUUGCUAAUGCUGUGGGGUAUCUGAACCAAAUUUUACCUGAAGAAAAUCAUCUUAGAUUUAUUCAUUGGGACUUUCACAAGUUUGCAAAGAGUAAGUCUGCCAACGUUUUGGCAGUUUUAGGUGGUGUGGCAAGUGAAGCACUUGAUUUAACCAGUUUUUACUUCAGUGGCAAACCCAACAUUGUAAAAAGGACCAAGGGCAACCGACCAAGCAAUGGAAGGGAUACUUCUCUAAAAGAUUUAAGAACGAGUUCAGGAGAUAUUGCAAGGAUCGGAAACAGUAACGAAAUUCCAAAUGCAUUAGUCAAUCAAGACAGCGAGACUGACAAUAACCAACAGAGCCAAAUAGAUGUUUGUGGUGAAGCACCGUGCUUUCAAAGUGGAGUUCUGCGCACCAACUGCAUUGAUUGCUUGGACCGUACAAAUGUGGCACAGUAUGCCUAUGGCCUUCAAGCUCUAGGACGCCAGCUUCAUGCUAUGGGUUUAUCUGAUGUUUCCAAAGUGGACCCUGAUAGUAGUAUUGCUGCAGCUCUUAUGGACAUGUACCAGAGUAUGGGUGAUGCUCUUGCCCAGCAGUAUGGUGGUUCUGCUGCUCAUAAUACUGUUUUCCCAGAGAGGCAGGGAAAGUGGAAAGCAACAACGCAAUCAAGAGAGUUUAUGAAGUCUAUAAAGCGAUAUUAUAGCAAUGCUUACACUGAUGGUGAAAAACAAGAUGCAAUAAACUUGUUUUUAGGUUACUUCCAACCACAAGAAGGGAAACCUGCUCUUUGGGAGCUGGAUUCAGAUUACUAUCUCCAUGUUUCUGGGAUUGGAGAUGACCUGAUCCCUGAUAAGGGUUCUGAACUUAUUACUAAGCCUUCUCGUAGAACUGGAACAACCCUCAUACCUGUCCCAGCUUGUAGAGAAGACUUCUCGCGCAUAAAGUUGACAUCAUUUGACAAGUUAAUUGAAAAGACUAGGAGUGAAAUUCGGAAUGUAAGACUUUUCGGUGAACCUGAUCAGAAACCAGGUGGUUUUGGAAACAGUGGGGUUGCACCUGAUGCAGCUGAGAUACAACUCAAGAGCCCAAAUUGGCUUUUUGGCCAGAGAAAGCAUGAAGGAGGUACCAUGGCCGGGAAAGCUGCUUCUCGUGAAAUUGAUAUUGAAAGAUCUCUAGUUGAGACAAAGGGUAAUGGUUUUUACAACCUAAACUGGCUUUCUUCUGGCAAUGAUUUGAAUGAAGAGGAUGCUUUCCAAAGGUACCCGACAGUGACAUCUAAUGAGGACAAUGGUUGGUACGGAGGCACCCUUCUUGGUGAUCAAAAUGAAAGCAGUGAGUUAUAUAAGCAUUAUGCAGCGUUAUGUCAGGGACUUGAAUUGGAACUAUUUCAUAAUGAUCCUGGGAGUGAGAGACAUUAUGCCGAUGUUUUGAGCCUAAGUUCAUUUGACAUGGUUAAUGACGAUGUCGUUGCUCAAGAAAUGGAAGCAGCUGUCAAGGAAUAUGAGCAAGUUGGAGCUGACCUUGGCAUCAUUCCCUCAUCUUGUAAAUACUUUGCUGAAGAUCCCAGUUGGCUGUCAAGAUGGUUAAUAGGAGAAGAGAAAGUACCGGGGACAUAA
Neltuma alba is the source of this 2007-nucleotide messenger RNA. RefSeq names its product phosphoinositide phosphatase SAC1-like. Gene Ontology annotation, biological process: phosphatidylinositol dephosphorylation. Gene Ontology annotation, cellular component: intracellular membrane-bounded organelle. The annotation marks the transcript as partial. The record is from RefSeq and is a predicted model, not a curated record. The transcript has 11 exons. Gene Ontology annotation, molecular function: phosphatidylinositol-3,5-bisphosphate 5-phosphatase activity. NCBI's taxonomy places the organism in Eukaryota, Viridiplantae, Streptophyta, Magnoliopsida, Fabales, Fabaceae.